GGUCCCUUAAUGAGAGCAGUAACGUUUGAAAGACAGGACCAGCGCUAGAAAAGCUGCGUUACUAAGUUAAAUUCAUCAUCGUUACGGGUGGAUGAAACGCUCACCUGGACAGGAUGAAGGUAACCUUCGGCGCCCUGGUGGUCUCAGCCGGCAUCUGCGGUAUUCUGAGCUUCGCUUGUUUGGCGACUUCGCUCGGAACCGAGUAUUGGUACAUCAUAGAGAUGAAUCCUAUGAACAUGAGUGACUUUGAGGACAUGAGCUCCCACUCGGGACUGUGGAGCAUCAACGAAGGUGGGAAGAUGUACGCAGACUCUAUCGACUCUUUCACAGCUGACCACUCCAGGUACUCUGAGACUGAGCUGCACAUGCUGAGCAUGCAUAGUGCAAUAGUGCUGGUGCUUCCCUUCAGCCUGGUCCUAUUACUGUUUGGUGGCAUCUGUGGAUUAGUCAGUUCCCUGGCUCGGAGCCCUGUCCUCCUCACCAGCACAGCCUCCUACUUCUUCAUCUGUAGUCUGCUGACCCUAUGUGGUGUGAGCCUCUACAUCAUCUACUCGUACCAGGCCCUGGCUGAGACGGAGAGGCAGGUGGGGCCGGAGGGUCUGGCCUAUAUUCAAACCUCCUUCGGCUGGUCUCUGGGUCUGGCCUGGCUCUCCUAUGGCCUGGAGCUCCUCGCCGGCAUACUGCUGCUUGUAGCUGCUCGAAUGGCCAAGCUGCAGAGCAGCAGUCCCACCGUGGCCUGACAUGAGCCUCCACAGUGGAUCCAACACAUUGGGGAUGGGGAUUGAACUGUACUGAACUGUAUGUGUUGCUGCCAUGAGGUUCUGCCUUAGAAAAAAGUAACAACAUAUACAAAUACAAAGGUUGAACUAAAGAUGUUCUGGACUGUUCAAUGUCCUUCAAUCUGCUUCAGAUUGGAGACAAUCUGGUGAUUUUCAGUAAGUGAAGUGUAGCGGUGGACUACUAACUUACAUUUGACCAAUUAUGCCCUCUUGUGGUGAGAACUGAAGUGGCUCCUCACAUCCACUGUCGGUGCACCUGGCUAUACAGACAGUCAGACUGUAGUAAUUUAAUCAGACUGUAGUAAUUUAACCCGUGCCAAACUACACUGACAAUCUUACAGUUCAAGAUAAUUUCAUGUUUCUUUAAAUCUAUAGAGUUGCUUUUAUUCUCAAUAUUCAAUAAACAUUGGCUGUAUUUUAAAUCAUCCAAAUUAAUUUAAUGUAAGCUGUAGCUAUUUGUAAAAAAAAAAAAAACAAAAGAGAAAAAAGUGUAGUAUAUUAAGUGUAGUAUCGUGUGUUGUGUUAGUUUAUUUUUUUUUAUCUAUAUAAAAGUAUAACAAAUGUUUCUUACAUUUGACUGCACUUUAAAAAUGUCACUAUUGCAGUGACGUCUUGUCUGUAUUUCAAGCCCAUUGAUCUUACCAUUUAAUUCUUCCAAUUACCUGUGAUAAUUACCCAUUCCAGUGUUCCUAUAGUACCACACAAAAGUUUCUGAAUCAUAGUGUUUUGUUUAGAUAACCACCAGUUUUACUUGUUAAGUUUUAUUUGAUAAAUCAGAAGGUUAUUUUGUCAUAUAAAUGCCGUUUUUAAGUGUUUUUCAGUUGCCAGAUGUAUUUCUUUAUGACACUAUUGCCAAAUUAAAUGUGGCAGUUCUCCACUGUAGAGAGAGAAAAGCUAUUCAUCCCUUUUGUGGCACCAGAACCAAAGUCACUCUCUACUCCGAGUUUGGUAGUAACCCUGAAAACUGCAAAAUUUGCAAAAAAACAAGGACAAAGUAGAUAGACAAAAAUGUUUUGGGGCUUGAAGUAGCAGCACUGGGACUGUGAGAUUUGGUUUGAAGGUCACAGCACAAGUGGGCAGAGUGAGACUGCUGCUGUCACCAAGCCUACGGGAUAUUUUCAGAAAAACAAACACACAUCACCAAAUGCUUUUUUUAAAGUGUUCCUAUGGCAACAUAAACAACUUGUGUAUGCACGCAGACAAAGGAUUAAAUGUGGGUGUAAGAUUCUGUUCUAAGCAAAGCCUUCUUUUUUUAAGCUCUAAACUUGAGAUGUUUGACUUUAUUUAAUGAGUUGUGGAAACAUUUCAUGAGCCCAAGAGAAAAACUAUUUAGUCCUUCAGCUGAAGUUUAAAAACAAAUGAAGCUAUAUGUUGUCAGAAGGAAAAAAUGCCAUUUUUUUGUGAUGACAUU
Molecule: messenger RNA, 2190 nt
Organism: Micropterus dolomieu (smallmouth bass)
Lineage: Eukaryota; Metazoa; Chordata; Actinopteri; Centrarchiformes; Centrarchidae
Gene: tmem235b
Product: transmembrane protein 235b
Exons: 4
Coding region: 114-740 (208 amino acids)
Cellular component (GO): apical plasma membrane
Source: RefSeq, a predicted model, not a curated record